Hylaeus anthracinus is the source of this 960-nucleotide messenger RNA. RefSeq lists its product as uncharacterized. The coding region runs from base 315 to 893 and encodes 192 amino acids. The record is from RefSeq and is a predicted model, not a curated record. Lineage: Eukaryota; Metazoa; Arthropoda; Insecta; Hymenoptera; Colletidae. The transcript has 4 exons.
AUACAAUCUCGACACGAAAAGUUUUGAAGCCUAAGCGAAUACCAUGAGAGGAAUUAAAGUACUUCCAGUACUUCGUAACAAAUCGUGAAGCGACAAGGAACUCCACGUCAUAGUUCUUCCUCUGUCAAUUGGAAGUAGUUUCUUUAUCAUAAUUUAUCACUGCCGGAAGUUCGCGAUACCAAAUACAAAUUUCUUUGAUGUUGAAUAAAACAGAAAGACUAGUUCGCCAAGUACUAAGUAUCCAAAUUUAUAAAAAAUCGAUCGAACAGGGAAACUGCUUUUAUUUCGUUUCGUUUUAACUAUUUGGUGCAAAAAUGAGUAUAAAUCCAAUGAAGUGGAAAACCAGAAACGUAUUAUACUCUACUAUAGCGAUCCUCGUUAUUUACGUGGUUUUUGUGUAUAAGAAAAAGCAUCAAGUAAUGUUCGAAGGUACAAUACAUGAUUCGAAUCCUAUGCACGUAUGGGAAUUUGUGGCCGAUUUUAGUAAUAUGAAGAAAUUAAAUCCAACUAUAGAAGACUUUAAUGUUAUCGCGGAAAGUGGCAAUUACGAUCAUUGGAAGUAUUCCGUUGAGUAUAUGGAACAUUUAAGUCACUUACCAAUUAUUCGAAAUAAAGCGCACGGACAUUACGCUAUACGACAAGAUAACAACGGUUAUUUGAUCACUUCGAAACAUCAUACGUGCUUUUUCUCCAAAUUCGGAUGCUUGGAGUCUAUCUCACAAUUCAGAUUUGACCGUGACGGUACAAACGACACGAAGUGUAUCGAAACAGUGCAGUACGAAUGCCCCAUCAUAUUUUCGACAUUAUGCUAUAAAGAAGUCAUGUAUCAACGAGAAGAAAUAAUGAGGAGAUUGAAAUUAGAAUUCUCGGUAGCAAAAGUUGAAAACGAUUAACAUUAAUUAUUUUUCUCAUUUCGAUGUAAUGGCUAUUAUAUGAAGUACGAGUACUUAUUUUACUGUA